GUUUCUCUUCUCCUACAGGUCCCACCGCACCUUCCCAGUAUCGCUGCUUCCCCUUCGCCUACUUUCCAGGCUGGCCAGUCAGAUUCACCGUCCUUUUCGGGUCGCCUGCGUUAUCUUGCUUUCCUCCCACGCCCCGACACAGGCUCCCUCUCGCUGGCCUCCUCCCUCUCCUCUCUGCCCUGCAGGCAGCAGAGCCUCCUAUGACGCCAAGAGGCAGGGAGGUGGGGAGGCGAGGAGCUGGAGAGGCCUGGAGGUAGGGGGUGGGGUGGGGGUGGGGCCUUGCGCCGCCGCCCCGCCCCGCGAUGCGUGUGUGAAGGUCGGGGUGGCGGUGACGCGGCGCCGGCGGGGGGAGGGAGGCUGGGCCGGUGGGAGAGGGAGGCGAGCCGACCACUGGGCUGUUGGGCUCCCGCGCCCUCGCGCUCCCCGCCGCCAGCCCAGGCGCAGGCAGGGCGCAGGCGGCGGCGGGCGGCAUGGAGAGCCUGCUGGAGAACCCGGUGCGCGCCGUGCUCUACCUCAAGGAGCUCACGGCCAUCGUGCAGAACCAGCAGAGCCUCAUCCACACCCAGCGAGAGCGUAUCGACGAGCUGGAGCGGCGGCUGGACGAGCUGAGCGCUGAGAACCGCAGCCUGUGGGAGCACCAGCAGCUGCUGCAAGCCCAGCCUCCGCCCGGGCUGGUCCCCCCGUCAUCCGCCCCGCUGCCGGCCGCUCCGGCCGCUUCUCCCGCCGCCGCCGCCAGGGCCCAGGAACCUCUCCAGGACCAGGGACAGCGCUCAGCAGCCGCGCCGCAGCCCGCGCCCGAGCUGCCGCCGCUUCAGCACCACGGACAGCUCCUGGAGCAGCCCCAGCGGGGCCCUGGCAGCAGGGCUCACACACCCCAGUCGCCCCACAAGCAUCUGGGGACACAGGGGGCCGUGACUGACAAGGAGAAGGAGCGUCCCCCGAGUUGCUGCGCUGCUGCCGGAGCCCUCCUUCAGCACAAAUCCCCCUCCGCCCUCGGCAAGGGCGUCCUGAGCAGGAGACCUGAGAAUGAGACCGUGCUGCACCAGUUCUGCUGCCCAGCCGCCGACGCCGAGCAGAAGCCGGCCUGCUCCGACCUGGCCUCCCACAGUGAUGGCUCCUGCACCCAGGCCAGUGGGGGCAUGGAGGACUCCGUGGUGGCAGCGGCGGCGGUGGCAGCCGGCAGACCCAGUGCCCAUGCCCCGAAGGCUCAAGCCCAGGAGCUGCAGGAGGAGGAGGAGCGGCCGGGGGCAGGGGCUGCCUCCCCAAGGGCUGGCCCCCAGCACAUGGCCUCUCCCGGCCGGCAGCAGCCUGCCCUGGCGACCGCGCUGUGCUCCCACACCCCUGCCGCCUCCGAUUACGAACUCUCCCUUGACCUAAAGAAUAAACAGAUUGAAAUGCUAGAACACAAGUACGGGGGUCACCUGGUGUCCCGGCGCGCCGCUUGCACCAUCCAAACCGCCUUCCGCCAAUACCAGCUCAGCAAGAACUUUGAGAAAAUCCGCAACUCGCUUCUGGAGAGCCGCCUGCCACGGCGGAUCUCCCUGCGCAAGGUGCGGGCACCCACGGCCGAGAGCCUGGCGGCCGAGAAAGCGCUCAUGGAGGGCUACGGCCUCAUGGGGCUGCCGCUGGUGCGCGCGCCCUCCCUGCCGCCCACCUUCGCGGGCACCCUCACCGAGCUGGAGGACUCCUUCACCGAGCAGGUGCAGUCCCUGGCCAAGUCCAUCGACGACGCGCUCAGCACUUGGAGCCUCAAGACCAUGUGCUCCCUGCAGGAGACCGGCGCUUACCAGCUCCACCGGGCCCUGCAGGCGGCCGCGGGGCCCCCAGGCCUGGAGGGCGAGAUGCGGGAGCCGGAGAGCGCAGGCCCCGGGCCGGGGGAUGAGGCCGCGGAGACCCCCGGCCUGCCCCCGGGCCACAGCGGCACCCUCAUGAUGGCUUUCCGGGACGUCACGGUGCAGAUCGCCAGCCAGAACAUAUCCGUGUCCUCCGCCACGGCUCUGUCCGUAGCCAACUGCCUGGGCGCUCAGACGGCCCAGGCCACAGCGGAGCCCGCGGCGGGCAAGGCCGAGCAGGGCGGGACCCCCGGGCAGGAGGCCGCGGAAGCCCCCGCAGUGGGCCGGGGGGACGCGUCCGCGGAGGACUCAGGCACAGAGGCUGGGGCUGGGGGAGCGGUGGAUGAAGCCACAGCAGCCAAAGCAGAGGAGGAGGAGGAGGAGGAGGAGGCAGCAGACGUGGGGAAAGGGGCCGAGGCUGAGGCAGGCGACUUGGAGCAGCUGAGCAGCAGCAGCACGUCCACCAAGUCCGCCAAGUCAGGCUCGGAGGUGUCGGCCUCCGCCUCCAAGGACGCCCUGCAGGCCAUGAUCCUGAGCCUGCCGCGCUACCACUGCGAGAACCCCGCCAGCUGCAAGUCGCCCACGCUCUCCACCGACACCCUGCGCAAGCGACUCUACCGCAUCGGCCUCAACCUGUUCAACAUAAACCCGGACAAGGGCAUCCAGUUUCUGAUCUCCCGCGGCUUCAUCCCUGAUACCCCCAUUGGUGUGGCCCAUUUCCUCCUCCAGCGAAAGGGCCUCAGCCGCCAGAUGAUUGGAGAGUUCCUGGGCAACAGCAAGAAGCAGUUCAACCGCGACGUGCUGGAGGAAAGCAAUGCCCAGGGGACAUUGGGUCCCCUGCUUUGCCAGGCCUGGACUCCUGCCUCGCUGCACAUGGCCCUGGGGACAGAGCACCCCAAAGGAGGCUGCGUGGUGGACGAGAUGGACUUCUCCAGCAUGGAGCUGGACGAGGCCCUGCGCAAGUUCCAGGCACACAUCCGUGUGCAAGGAGAGGCCCAGAAGGUGGAGCGGCUCAUUGAGGCCUUCAGCCAGCGCUACUGCAUGUGCAAUCCCGAAGUGGUGCAGCAGUUCCACAACCCCGACACCAUCUUCAUCCUCGCCUUCGCCAUCAUCCUCCUCAACACCGACAUGUAUAGCCCCAACAUCAAGCCUGACCGGAAGAUGAUGCUGGAGGACUUCAUCCGAAACCUUCGAGGUGUGGACGAUGGCGCUGACAUCCCCAGGGAGCUGGUGGUAGGCAUCUAUGAGAGGAUACAGCAGAAGGAGCUCAAGUCCAAUGAGGACCACGUCACGUACGUCACCAAGGUGGAGAAGUCCAUCGUGGGCAUGAAGACAGUGCUGUCGGUGCCCCACCGCCGCCUGGUGUGCUGCAGCCGGCUCUUUGAGGUGACGGAUGUGAACAAGCUGCAGAAGCAGGCGGCUCAUCAGAGGGAGGUGUUCCUCUUCAAUGACCUGUUGGUGAUUCUCAAACUUUGCCCGAAGAAGAAGAGCUCCUCCACGUACACCUUCUGCAAGUCAGUUGGCCUGCUGGGCAUGCAGUUCCACCUCUUUGAGAACGAGUAUUACUCUCAUGGCAUUACACUGGUGACACCGCUCUCGGGCUCCGAGAGGAAGCAGGUGCUGCAUUUCUGUGCCCUGGGCUCGGACGAGAUGCAAAAGUUCGUGGAGGACCUGAAGGAGUCCAUUGCUGAGGUGACAGAGCUGGAGCAGAUCCGGAUAGAGUGGGAGCUGGAGAAGCAGCAGGGAACAAAGACACUCUCCUUCAAGCCCAGCGGAGCCCAGGGGGACCCACAGUCAAAGCAAGGAUCGCCGACAGCCAAAAGGGAGGCCGCGCUCAGGGAGAAGCCGGCGGAGAGCACGGUGGAGGUGUCAAUUCACAACAGGCUUCAAACGUCCCAGCACAACUCCGGGCUGGGGGCCGAGAGGGGAGCGCCGGUGCCGCCGCCAGACCUGCCGCCUAGCCCCCUGAGACAGCAGCCCCCGCCGCUGCCGCCGCCGCCACCCACACCCCCGGGCACCCUGGUGCAGUGCCAGCAAAUUGUCAAGGUCAUUGUCCUGGACAAGCCCUGCCUGGCCCGCAUGGAGCCCCUGCUGAGCCAGGCUCUCUCCUGCUACACCUCGUCCUCCUCAGACUCCUGCGGCUCCACACCCCUGGGCGGCCCCGGCUCUCCGGUCAAGGUCAUCCACCAGCCGCCGCUGCCCCCGCCCCCGCCCCCCUACAACCACCCUCACCAGUUCUGUCCACCAGGCUCCCUGCUGCACCGGCGCCGCUACUCCAGUGGCUCAAGGAGCCUGGUGUAGACUCUGCCCCACUCCCCUCCUGCCCCGGGAGGGCUGGCCACUGGGGGGCCUGGGCUGCCCCUCCACUGCUCCCCACACCCUGGCACGAUGCGUUCCUGGUCACUGAUCACCAUCAUUUUGGGAAGAGAAUCCCAAUCCUGGCACCUGGGUUUGCCUCAUCCAACAUCCUUCCCUUUCUCAGCUGCACCCCGACUCCAGUUCUGAAGACACACCUCGCUCUCCCGGGGCCCUACGCAGCCAGACCCGGCGAGGCCUCCUCUUCCCCUGGCCACCACGUUCCCCCUGGACCAUGGACUGAAGAAACUGGAGCUGAGGCUCUAACUAGCUUGCAGGCUUUGAGUCUGUUAGUGCCUGGGGGCCUCGGGCCAUGGGGCAGCAGCAUGAGGCUGGGCCGGCCGGCAGUGGAGCACUAGACUGAAGGUGGCUGGCUCGCAGCCCAGAACUAGUGCCUCCGUGGCUGUGCUGAGGGGAGGAGGGUUGGUCCCGCUCCCUGGAGGGACAGGUGGGAGAAGUGAGGGUGGGGGCUUUUUCUGCUGCCCCCACCCCCAAGCCUGGCGCUCUCAGGAGGCUACUCCUUGGUCCCCAGGGACGUUGGCUGCCCUGACCAUGUCCUUCCCCUCCUCCCGGGGCCUCUGCUUCCUCAGGAGCUGCCCAGACUCCAGAAAAGCUUGGAGAAAGGGAGGCAGGAAGAGGAGCACUUUAGCGCUCUGCGGGUCAGUUCAGCAGGGUCAUAGGAUUGUGAGGUCAUGGAUCUGCAAAAUGCACCUUUUUAAAGAGUUUCUUAGUUCCCCAGCCCCAGCUAAUACCCAGCCAGUGCCGUGUGCGCACAGGCAUGUGCACGUAAACAUGCAUGAGAACCAGGCCGUUCCUUCCGUUGUGCAAGCGGAAGUGGAGACGGGGCAGUGAUCUGCCCAGCAGAGAUGGGGCUCGGCGCGAGGCAGGGCUCCCUCUUGUGUGAGUCUGUGGCCUCCAGGAGGGACUUGGGUGCAGAGGUAAGCAAGAAAAAUGGGCUCCAGAGACAUAUGCAUUUCCCCUGCACCCCUCAGCCUUUAAAUAUUUCCCCCUCCUAGAAGGUUCUAGACCUCCCCUUCCAGCAGGGGUGCCCAAGAGUCCCUGGACCCUCAAAAUUGCAAAGGAGGCCCAAGCGUGGCUCACUGACCUCCCAGGGCCCACCAAGAUGGGAUAGCCAGCCUUAGGUGGCCCCACGAGCUCAAGCCUGGGGAAGAUGAAAGGCAGCCACCCCAGAGACUAUAGGAGCCGUACCAUGGCCUGCCCAGUCAGGCCCUAUCAGGACGUGUCUGUCCCAAGCCUGGCCAGGCUCCAGUUCUGUGCCAGCAGCUCAUUGCUGUCCUGUGUGCAGGUCCCCCCACACUUGGAGCCUGUGGUUAAGGCCUGGGAGAGGAAGUGAACAUGAGUCAAGUGUGACAUGGACUUGAAUCUCCCCACCCUUCCCCUGCCCUGUCCCACCUGCAGUAGCUAGGCCAGGUAGGAAGCAAGGAUCAUUCCCGGCUCUCAGAGGUUCCAGAUGACCUAGUUUCAUUUCGUGUGUGUGUGUAUGUGUGUGUGUGGUCACUCAGACGUCACUGUGAUAUCACCCAGUGAGUCUAUUUCUGGCCCUGUCUUUGUCGGCCCAGUUUCCGUAACUUGCAGCCAAUUUGCCCUCUCCCCUGUGGCUGCCAGCCCGUCUGCCCCUCCGUGUCCUUGCUGCCAUGGCCCUCCUCUGUUUUCGGUAACAGAUGCUCCAGCCAUUGCAUUUCAGAGUGGAGCAGACAACAGAUGGGGUGCACAAAUUCAGACACCUCUGAUGCCCUUAGCCAAGGCAGGGAUCGCCCUUAAAGUGAAGGCCUGGACAGGAGGUGUCAGGGACUUGGGAGGAGUCCUGGGGAUGGGAGUGGAGGAAUCUUAAAAUGAGGGAAGCUGAAAAUAGAAUGAAAACGAUGACUAAGAGGCAGGAGUGCUAGGUAUGGGGGAAUAGGAACUAUGAGCUAAAUAUACUUAGGGGGUGGGGGCCAGGGACACUGUCCCAGACAGCCGUAGCACGACAGGCAGGACCCUGUCCCCUGCUCACAUAGCUCUUCAAGCUUACAAAGUACCCUCUCCCCUGUUGAGGGGCACAGUAACCCCAGGCCCUCCCUCCCACCUCAGCUGAAGCCCAGAUCUUCCAAAUUGGAACCAGCAAAAGUCAGGGCUGGCGCGCAUGUGGGCCUCCAUCUGAGAAACUGGACUCUCAGGCACCUCGGGGCCCCUGCCCAGGGCAGAGGCCCACCCCUUGGGUUGGUGCAGUGGCUGCCCUGGGCCCCACUGGCAGCACAGGGAGUCUCCAGGAAGCAGCCCGGCCUGGGGUCAGCUUCCCAUGGAGCCAGUCCAGAGCUGGGAGGGGCAUUCAACCCCUGAGGGCCUGGGGCAGGACACAGCUGCCCUCCUCACUGUCAGGGGAAGCAAGUGCCCAACAUCUGUAACCCUUCCCUGCUCAGUCCCCAGGCCAAGGUUGGGCCUCCUCUCCGUCCCCGUCGCUGUCCCCAGAGCCUAGACCUUGGGGACCUGGGAAAAGCCUCCCGCUCCCUCCCAAGGGCAGCAGACAGAGCAGGGCCUCCAGCCCCCCAGAGGACCAGUGGGGGUGCUCUUAGGCCUUCCUGCUCUCCCAAGGUUGCGGGGACAGUAGAGUGCUGACUGAGCCCCAGACUCAAUCACCCAAAGAUGGCCCCACUCUAUCCACUCCAGACCUUUGGGAAAUCUGGGUCCCUCUCCUGAUUUGAUCCAUUUGGCCCCAACUCCAGAGCCUGGAAUGGGAGAUGAAACUAGUUUUCCACCCACUUUUGGGGAAAUCCCACCCCUAGGUCUCUAGCAAGCCCUGCUGACAGCUUGUCCUGGAAGCCUGCCUGCCUGUCUCCACGGGUGUCUCGAUCCAGCACACACUGAUCAGCCCUGCGUCUUCGGGCCCCUGCGCCACCGGUCCCCACGGCCCGCCAGGAGUCUCUGUACCCACUAGGCUUCCCUGAUGACCAUCUAUCUGUCCGUCCCUGUGUCUGCUGUACGUCCCUCCUGCUGCACCCUCUCCCCACACACCCGUCGCCCAUAAGAGAGAAACCUCUCUAGGGAAAGGCAGGGUGGCUCCACCCAGCAACUAAUCCAAAUGGCAAAUAUUUUGUAACAAAAUAGCCCAGAGGUAUUUUAUCUGUUCAAUUCAUAGAGUUUUAGAGAUUAUAUUGAAAGAUGUCACUUGA
Macaca mulatta (Rhesus monkey) is the source of this 7357-nucleotide messenger RNA. Lineage: Eukaryota; Metazoa; Chordata; Mammalia; Primates; Cercopithecidae. The record is from RefSeq and is a predicted model, not a curated record.